Messenger RNA from Cornus florida, 1581 nucleotides. RefSeq lists its product as uncharacterized. Lineage: Eukaryota; Viridiplantae; Streptophyta; Magnoliopsida; Cornales; Cornaceae. Gene Ontology annotation, cellular component: cytoplasm. The transcript is spliced from 9 exons. The coding region runs from base 140 to 1264 and encodes 374 amino acids. The record is from RefSeq and is a predicted model, not a curated record.
CCCCAAACAGCCCAAUUGCCAUCUGUAGACAUACGGGACAAACAUGUAAUUUCAAUAUAUGAACCCUACCUUCCUCAGAGAAUUUUCGUUUUCUGUAUCGCUUUGAAUCGAAAUCGAAGUUUGGAAAGAGUUAAUAGUGAUGAUGGAGGACGACGAAGAAGGCCCACCACUCGCUGUUGAAAUCGACGACCAUUACUUAUCACGACCGACUGAUCAACGGCACCAAAACGCCGAAGCUUCAUCGGUCGGCGUAACCGUCAUCACAGGCUAUCUCGGUGCCGGCAAAUCCACUCUUGUUAAUUAUAUACUGAAUUCACAACACGGAAAGAGGAUAGCUGUUAUAUUGAAUGAGUUUGGUGAGGAGAUUGGAGUUGAAAGGGCAAUGAUCAACGACGGCGAAGGAGGCGCUCUAGUCGAAGAAUGGGUUGAGCUUGCAAAUGGGUGCAUUUGUUGCACUGUGAAGCACAGUCUGGUUCAAGCGUUGGAGCAACUUGUCCAGAGAAAGGAAAGGCUUGAUCAUAUAUUGUUGGAGACCACGGGGUUGGCCAAUCCUGCGCCUCUAGCAUCUGUUCUUUGGUUGGAUGAUCAGCUAGAAGCACAAGUCAAGCUCGACUCUAUUAUUACUGUUGUGGAUGCAAAAAACCUCCGUCACCAGCUCCAGGGACAUCAUGAUUCGUCUUCAUUUCCUGAAGCAUUUUCACAAAUAGCAUUUGCAGAUGUUGUGAUUCUUAACAAGGUUGAUCUGGUAUCUCCAGAGGAUUCCGGAAGUGUUCUGGAGGAAUUGGAGAAAGACAUACAUAAAAUCAAUUCCCUAGUUAAUAUCAUUCGUUCCGUACGGUGUCAAGUUGACUUGUUGAAAAUACUAAACUGUCGGGCCUAUGAUGCUUCACAUGCCACUCAUUUGGAAGCAUUGUUGGAAGAAAAUAAAUCUCUAACUACAAAAGAUUUUCAUGAUAGUGGUGUGCGAACCUUAUGCAUUUGUGAGCCACGUCAGGUCGAUCUUGAUAAGGUUCGUUUGUGGAUUGAGGAGAUUCUCUGGGAUAAAAAAUAUAGCAUGGAUGUCUAUCGCUGCAAAGGGGUUCUAAAUGUCUCAAACUCAGAUCAGCUUCAUACUCUACAGGCUGUGCGAGAGAUAUAUGAGAUUGUUCCAACACGGAAAUGGAGGACAGAAGAAAAUCAAAUGAACAAGAUAGUGUUCAUAGGUCAAUCGCUAAAUGAGGAAAUCCUCAUCGAUUCCUUCAGAGGUUGCGUGAUAACUUGUUAAAUUGUGUUCUUUACAAACUUAUGCUGAACAUCACAGCUUUAAUUAAUCAAAGAUGUGUUGCACGUGGUGGUUUCAUAUCACGGGGCAAAAUCCAUAACCAUGCUGAUCCUUGAUUUGGUUGCCAUCGUAGUCUUCUAUCAACAAAAACGACCGGAUAAGGUUGAAUAGUUUUGGUUAAAAUACAAGAAUUUCGAAUAUGCAAGUCUAUGUUUUAGUGGGAAGAAGAUUAUAAGAAAAAAUGGCGCCAUUUAUUUGUUCAAUUUGUUUGUUUUGAAAUGUACACUGGGAUAGAAAUGUAAUAUGACUUCAGAUGGAAA